AUUAGGUUUUAGCAAUUAAUAUGUUUAACUUUUAAUUGUAUUUUUAUAAUUUCAUGGCGAGUAACUUAUGUGUAAAACAAUUCAUUAUAACUGUAUAAAUACUACUUAUUUUUAAUUUUUUUACUUAAUCCUAAAUAGUGGUGUUAGUUAAAAUAAGUUUUUAAAACAUAGAUUUUGUACAAUUACGGACACAUUAUGUUUGGGACUGAAAUUAUAUGUGAUUUUUAAAAUUUAUGCAGUCUUUUUUAUCGAAUUUAUUUACAAUAGAUCAUAUUUAGAGUAUUAAUUAAAUUGUAAAACUUAUCAUUUGAUAAAACAUAGCUAUGUUAAGCAGCUGGACCAAACAUUCACUUCAUUGUAUUCUAUUAGUACUUGUAAUAGCUACAUUUGAAAUUUGGUCUGGAGGAGUAAAACUUUCAAAAGACGUUCAAAAUACUUUUAAUUUUAACCCAUGGGAACGUUAUGGAUUCAUGUGGUGCUUUAUGCUGUAUUUACUACGAUUUUUAACAUUUUUACCUCUACCUCAAGUAAUAUUAAACUUUGGUGGCCUAACACUAUACAAUGCAUUUCAAGAUAAAGUCAUGUUAAAGGGAUCACCUUUAUUAGCUCCGUUUAUUUGCAUUCGUAUAGUAACAAGAGGUGAUUAUCCUCAACUUGUCAAAGCUAAUGUUGCUCGCAAUAUGGCUAGAUGCUUGGAAACUGGUCUUGAAAAUUUUAUCAUCGAAGUAGUAACAGAUAAGUAUGUUGGAUUACCUGUUCAUAGGAGAAUUAGAGAAGUUGUUGUACCAAAGUCUUAUAAAACUAGAACUGGCGCUUUAUUCAAAUCUAGAGCUCUUCAAUAUUGUCUUGAAGAUAAUGUAAAUAUGUUGGCUGAUUGUGAUUGGGUUGUUCAUUUAGAUGAAGAGACACUCUUAACAGAAAAUUCUAUUAAAGGCAUUUUAAAUUUUGUUAUUGAUGGCAAACAUCAAUUUGGUCAAGGUCUUAUUACCUAUGCUAACGAAGAAGUUGUAAAUUGGUUUACAACUUUAGCUGAUAGCUUUAGAGUUGCAGAUGAUAUGGGUAAACUUAGAAUACAGUUGUCAAUGUUCCACAAGCCACUUUUAAGCUGGAAAGGAUCUUUUGUAGUCACACAGCUAGGGGCUGAACGACAUAUUUCAUUUGAUAACGGAUUAGAUGGAUCAAUUGCAGAAGACUGUUUCUUUGCUAUGAGAGCAACAAAGGAAGGAUACACAUUUAACUUUAUUGAAGGGGAAAUGUGGGAGAAGUCCCCGUUUUCUCUUUGGGAUUUUAUACAGCAACGUAAACGUUGGCUUCAAGGCAUCUUAUUGGUAGUACAUUCUGUUGCUUUACCAGCAAAAACUAAAAUAUGGUUAGCAUUAUCAUGUUACUCAUGGGUAACUUUGCCGUUAUCGACAUCAAAUUUAAUAUUAGCGAGAUACUUUCCUAUUCCAUGUCCAGCUAUAAUGGACUUUGUUUGUGCUUUUAUAGCAGGAGUAAACAUAUACAUGUACAUAUUUGGAGUUAUGAAAUCAUUUUCUUUGUAUCGCUUUGGCUUAAUUAAAUUUACAUUGUGUAUCAUUGGCGCUUUAUGUACAAUACCUUUUAAUGUUAUAAUUGAAAAUGUUGCAGUAGUAUGGGGACUUUUUGGUAACAAGUACAAAUUUUAUGUUGUGCACAAAGAAGUUAAACCUCUUGUUACUGUAUAAUUGUAAAGUUAAUGUGUUCAUUUAACUGGAUCUGAUAAAUGGGAGGGAAAGACUAUCUUGCCAUUACUAAGUAUACAUCAUAUUAGCUAGAUACCACAUGGCUUAAAAAGUUGUCAUCUUGAGAGCAUUUUUUUCCAAAUUUUUAAGUAAAAA
Daktulosphaira vitifoliae (grape phylloxera) is the source of this 1859-nucleotide messenger RNA. Its product is annotated as beta-1,4-mannosyltransferase egh. The coding region runs from base 324 to 1706 and encodes 460 amino acids. The record is from RefSeq and is a predicted model, not a curated record. NCBI's taxonomy places the organism in Eukaryota, Metazoa, Arthropoda, Insecta, Hemiptera, Phylloxeridae. Gene Ontology annotation, molecular function: beta-1,4-mannosyltransferase activity. The transcript has 4 exons. Gene Ontology annotation, cellular component: cytoplasm.